Messenger RNA from Pseudoliparis swirei, 3207 nucleotides. It is a transcript of the gene ift88, whose product is annotated as intraflagellar transport 88 homolog. The transcript is spliced from 24 exons. Gene Ontology annotation, biological process: intraciliary transport; kidney development; inner ear receptor cell stereocilium organization. Bases 102 to 2561 code for a protein of 819 amino acids. Lineage: Eukaryota; Metazoa; Chordata; Actinopteri; Perciformes; Liparidae. Gene Ontology annotation, molecular function: kinesin binding. The record is from RefSeq and is a predicted model, not a curated record. Gene Ontology annotation, cellular component: ciliary basal body; centriole; ciliary base.
CACAACAAACUCUCCUCGCUGCUUCCCUCCUAAAACACGUCUCCCGGUUUAUUUCCUGCGUUUCUUCCCCCGCGGGUCGCUGCUCCGCACCGGGAGGAGACAUGGAGCACGUGCACCUGGCGGUGGAGGAGGAGGACCUUUAUUCCGGUUACAACGACUACAAUCCCGCGUUCGACUCCGAGGAGUUGGAGAAUGACGUGGGCUUCCAGCAAGCAGUGAGGAUAAGUCAUGGAAGAAGACCGCCGAUGACGGCUAAGUUUCCUGGCUCUGCCAUUGGCCCUCGGCCUCUAGCGACCUCCUUUGGCGCCCGGAUCCCUCUGGCCUCUUCCAUGGGCCGGACCACCACCGGAGCUGUGCAGGAUGGAGCGGCCCGUCCGAUGACGGCCGUCAGAGCCGCAGGUUACACCUCAUCUCUGACCCGCGGCUCGACCUUUGACCCUCUGGGUCAGUCCAGAGGCCCUGCAGCUCCACUCGAAGCCAAGAACGAGGACACGCCUGAAGAGAAAAUCAAGAUCCUGGAGAAGAAAGUGAACGACCUGAUAAAAGAGAGCUGCAUGGCGCAGAGCAGCGGAGUCUCUCAGCUGGCUCUGGAAAAGGCCAAGGAGGCUGGGAGGAAGGAGCGAACGCUGGUGAGACAGAGGGAGCAGUCUGGCAACGCGGACCACGUCAACCUGGACCUCACCUACUCGGUGUUGCUCAAUCUGGCCAACCAGUAUGCGAACAACGACAUGUUCCCAGAGGCCCUGAACAGCUACCAGGUGAUCGUGAAGAACAAGAUGUUCAGCAACGCAGGUCGCCUGAAGGUCAACAUGGCCAACAUCUACGUGAAGCAGAAGAGCUACCCCAAGGCCAUCAAGUUCUACCGCAUGGCUCUGGACCAGAUCUCCAACGCCCACAAGGAGAUGAGGAUCAAGAUCAUGCAGAACAUCGGCGUGGUCUUCGUCCGCAUGGGCCAGUACUCGGACGCCAUCACGUCCUUCGAGCACAUCAUGAGCGAGAGCCCCAACAUCAAGACGGGCUUCAACCUCAUCCUGUGCUACUACGCCAUCGGGGACCGGGAGCGGAUGAAGAAGGCCUUCCAGAAGCUCAUCUCGGUUCCUCUGGGCGUGGACGACGAAGACAAGUACCUCCCGUCCCAUGAGGACGCUGACUCUGAGAUGGUCCUCGAGGCCAUAAAGAACGACAGGCUGCACCAGAUGGAGAGAGAUCUAAAAGUCCUGGCUGAGAAGUACAUCAUGACGGCGGCUAAGCUCAUCGCUCCAGCCAUCGAGACAUCAUUUGUGACCGGAUUCGACUGGUGUGUGGACAUGGUGAAGAGCUCUCAGUAUGUGGAGCUCGCCAACGAUCUGGAGAUCAACAAAGCCAUCACCUACCUGAGACAGAAGGACUUCAACCAGGCGGUGGAGACUCUGAAGACGUUUGAGAAGAAGGACAGCAGAGUGAAGAGCGCUGCAGCCACCAACCUCUCCUUCCUCUACUUCCUGGAGAAGGACUACGACCAGGCCGACCGCUACGCCGACCUCGCCGUGACCGCCGACCGCUACAAUCCGGCCGCCAUCAUCAACAAAGCCAACAUAAUGUUCGUCAAGCAGGACUACGAGAAGGCUGGAGAGUUGUACAAGGAGGCCCUGAGGAACGACUCCUCCUGCACCGAGGCCCUCUUCAACCUGGGUCUAUCCUACAAAGCACUGAAUCGUCUGGAGGAGGCUCUGGACUGCUUCCUGAAGCUCCACGCCAUUCUGAGGAACAGCGCCCAGGUCAUGUACCAGCUGGCCAACCUGUAUCCUACUGACCGGGAGAUGUGUGAUGACCCCCAACAGGCCAUCGAGUGGUUGCUUCAGGUCCUGAGUGUGACCCACACAGACCCCCGGGCCCUGGCCAAACUGGGAGAGCUCUACGACGGCGAGGGAGACAAGUCCCAGGCUUUCCAAUACUACUACGAGUCCUUCAGGUACUUCCCCUCCAACAUCGAGGUGAUCGAGUGGCUCGGGGCGUACUACAUCGAGACGCAGUUCUGCGAGAAGGCCAUCCUGUACUUUGAGAGAGCCACGCUCAUCCAGCCCACUCAGGUGAAGUGGCAGCUGAUGGUGGCCAGCUGCUACAGAAGAAGUGGGAACUACCAGAGAGCUCUGGAGACCUACAGAGACAUCCACUGCAAGUUCACCGACAACAUGGAGUGCCUGCGGUUCCUGGUGAGGCUGUGCACAGACAUGGGACUCAAGGAGGUUCAGGAAUACGCCACCAAGCUGAAGAAAGCUGAGAAGAUGAAGGAGAUCAGGGAACAGAGGGGGAAGUCAGGCAGCGCCAGAGGGCGGCGAGAAGGGAGAGAGGGCAGCGCCGGCAGUACCGACAGCAGCAGGAGAGAGCGGCUGAGCGCCAAGAUGAGGUCACUUCCUGCUUCCAACGAGCCCUACGAGGCCAGCAGCCCAAAGGAAAUGGACACGUCCUACGUGGACCCCCUGGGGCCCCAGACGGAGAGGCCCAAGACCGGAGCCAAGAAGCGCCUGGAGGACGACGACUUUGCUGACGAAGAGCUGGGAGACGACCUGCUGCCCGAGUAGCUGGGAGACCACCUGCUGACGAAGAGCUGGGAGACCACCUGCUGACGAAGAGCUGGGAGACCACCUGCUGACGAAGAGCUGGGAGACCACCUGCUGACGAAGAGCUGGGAGACGACCUGCUGACGAAGAGCUGGGAGACCACCUGCUGACGAAGAGCUGGGAGACCACCUGCUGACGAAGAGCUGGGAGACCACCUGCUGACGAAGAGCUGGGAGACCACCUGCUGACGAAGAGCUGGGAGAACACCUGCUGACGAAGAGCUGGGAGACCACCUGCUGACGAAGAGCUGGGAGACCACCUGCUGAUGAAGAGCUGGGAGACGACCUGCUGACGAAGAGCUGGGAGACGACCUGCUGACGAAGAGCUGGGAGAACACCUGCUGACGAAGAGCUGCUCUGUGGAGCUCGGUCUCAUCCUCUUCGUGAGGAGACGACGAGCUGCUCAAUGACUCGAGUUCACAUGCCGAUAAAGAGUGUAGACGCUGUAGAUCUGGACUGGACAGACGGCUCUUCUCAAGGGGGUAAACGGCUCUUCUCUAGGGGGUAAACGGCUCUUCUCUAGGGGGUAAACGGCUCUUCUCAAGGGGGUAAACGGCUCUUCUCAAGGGGGUAAACGGCUCUUCUCUAGGGGGUAAACGGCUCUUCUC